This is a messenger RNA of Sciurus carolinensis (gray squirrel), 1972 nucleotides long. It is a transcript of the gene Ubtd1, whose product is annotated as ubiquitin domain containing 1. The record is from RefSeq and is a predicted model, not a curated record. Bases 485 to 1237 code for a protein of 250 amino acids. The transcript is spliced from 4 exons. NCBI's taxonomy places the organism in Eukaryota, Metazoa, Chordata, Mammalia, Rodentia, Sciuridae. Gene Ontology annotation, molecular function: protein binding.
CCCGGCCCGAGGGGCGGUGCUGUCAGUCACAUGCGCACCUGGGGCGGGUGGCGGCGGCGGCGCGGGCACCGCCAGCCGGCGGAAGAGAGCGGGGCCGGGCUGGGGCGGGGUUAGGCAGGUGAGUGACAGGCUCCGGGGGGCCGGCCCCAGCUGGGAGCCCCGAGCGAGCCCUGAGUAGCUGCAGCGGUGCCCGCCCCCUCUCCGCCCCUCCAGCGGGGCUGGUCUCUGGCCGGGCACCGUCGCGGGCCCCCCUGGCCCGGCCACCUGGGACUGUGUUGAGAGUCGGCCACCUCCCUCUCUCCCCUGGCCCGCAAAGUUUGUGGUGAAGCCGGCGCCGGGCAGAGCGCGCCCCGGGGGAGAUCCGGGAGCGCCCGAUGCCGAGCGGCAGGAGCCGUUGACCCCGGACGCCGCCGUCCGGGGCAGGAGCGCGGAGCAGUCGGCCAACCGCCGUCUCCGGUGCAUGGGGACCGGCUGAGGAGCCAGCAUGGGCAACUGCGUGGGGAGACAGCGCCGUGAGAGGCCGGCCGCCCCGGGACACCCCCGCAAGCGAGCAGGCAAUAGGAUCAAAUCAAUUGCGAAAUCAAGAUUACAGAAGUCCUUGCAUGAUAAAUGGGGGCAUUCAGGACGCAAUGAGCCCCUGAAGAAGGAACGGCUCAAAUGGAAGAGCGACUAUCCCAUGACCGACGGGCAACUUCGGAGCAAACGGGAUGAAUUCUGGGACACAGCACCUGCCUUUGAGGGACGCAAGGAGAUCUGGGAUGCCCUUAAGGCCGCCGCCUAUGCUGCCGAGGCCAAUGACCAUGAGCUGGCUCAGGCCAUCCUGGAUGGAGCCAGCAUCACUUUGCCUCACGGUACCCUUUGUGAAUGCUAUGACGAACUGGGCAAUCGCUACCAGUUGCCCAUCUACUGCCUGUCACCACCGGUGAACCUGCUGCUGGAGCACACUGAAGAGGAGAGUCUGGAGCCCCCUGAGCCUGUCCCCAGCGUGCGCCGAGAGUUCCCGCUGAAGGUGCGCCUCUCCACGGGCAAGGACGUGAGGCUCAGCGCCAGCCUGCCUGACACAGUAGGGCAGCUCAAGAGGCAGCUGCACACCCAGGAAGGCAUCGAACCAUCCUGGCAGCGAUGGUUCUUCUCUGGAAAGCUGCUCACAGACCGCACACGGCUCCAGGAAACGAAGAUCCAGAAAGAUUUUGUCAUCCAGGUCAUCAUCAACCAACCCCCGCCACCCCAGGACUGAUGGGCCCACGGACUCCUGGGAAGAAAGGCCAUGGAGGGCCUCUGCAGGGCUGAGCAGCUGGCCUGGAGCACGAGGCCCCCCACCCUGCUGCUGCCUUCAAGUGCUGUUGUUUUCUCUAAGGGCAUCUCCCCGCUCUAUGGCUCUGGGUGAGCCAUGGAGGAACCCUGCCUUCCAGGGGCACUGUGGGCCACCAGUGCCCAGCACCCAGGGAGCAAUGCUGCCACACACAGGCCUUGCCAACCUUGUCAGAGAAAAGGUGACUGGGACCCUCCACCCUGCAUCUCCUGAAGCAGGUUGGAGCCACAGGGGCCAGCCUGGAGGCCCUGGAGCCCAGAUCUGUCAUCUGGUGCUGCUCUGUGCUCACUCCGGUUUUCUGCUCAGGGUCGGGAAGCAGCUGCUGUCUCCCUCCUCCGCUCCCACCCUGACUUUGCCCUGGGCACAGUGCCAGUCCCCUUGGGAGGAGGGAACCACCAGUGAGUCCCAGGGCUUGGGGAGCCUGAGGCAGGCGGGCCUCUGCCUCUCCCUGCCCCCAGCACAAUCGGCAGAGGUGAGGCAGGUGGCCAGAUGGUUGGGCUUUGUGGCAGGGGUCUGCACGGGGCCAUCUCCUGGCUGUAACUCAAGUGGUGGGGGGUCUGCAGCCUGGUCAUGGUCUCCUCAGCAGGUCCUCAUGUACAGACAUAUGUGCAUAUUUAUCAAUAAAGCCUUUGGCUCCUCCUCUCUUGCCUGGCAUUUAAC